AUGAUUGAAUUCGAGUUGUGGGAAACUUAUGCGCACGACGAUGCGAGCAUCAGUGAUGGCGAUGUAGCAGCCGAAAGGACCGAAAGUCGCCCGCAGAACGACUAUCACCAAUAUUUGAGGAAAACUUUGCCUUCGAUAGCUAUCAUGUUAAUUCCUCAAAGGAAUUAUAUGGCGCAUGAUGGUCUCAUUAUGCACUGGCCUCUCGCCCAGGCUCAAAACGUGUCAAAUCAAAGUAAAAAUACGCUGCGUGGACAUAUAGGUGCUGUGCUUACGCUUGACUUCGCACCAGAUCUGGGGCCAAAAGGUUUGCUCUUCUCAGGCUCAGCUGAUCGAUCCAUUAGGAUUUGGGACCCAUGGAGUAGCGUCGAGACUUCUUCAUUGACUACUCAUAUCGAAAAUUCCACAGCCAUGGCAUUGUUAGCUGUAGUCUGGAUCGGACCACCAAGACGUGGUAUUCAGCGAUGGGAUGUGCUUCGCGAAUCUACCCAUGAUGGAAAUAUUUCAAUGUACACACAGCUUUUCGAAAGCGCCGCAAUCACCAAGACGGCAAAAAACGUGGAUGACAACCACUCAAGUCAUCAUUUCAAUGCCAAAUCUAGGUUUUCUUUCAAGCGAAAGUUUUCUCAAUACCACUCGCUUGGAAUCUCGAGACUUCAGUUGAUCGCUGACAACUGCUUCGUGGUGUCUCUUGGGUACGACGAAAAGGCUCAAAUUAUCGACGCUAUAUCGGGUGCUCUCUCCUAUGCAAUUUGCAGCUCUAAAGCUGCGCGAUUUAUUUCGUGCACCUGGAAUGAAAGAAGCCACACUUUACUGCUUGGUGAUGCAGCAGGCUAUAUUCACUUGUGGAAUAUUUUCGAAGACAAGUUGGUGGAUAAGAGACGAAUGGUUCCAGCACCGCCUUUGGCUAUCGUAGGAAUGUAUAUGCUGCCUAGCCCCUCAGGCGAUUUCUUACUUACAGGCUUGGCCAAUGGUGCUAAGCAAUGGCUCAUAAAUCACAACGCUGGGUAUGCUUAUUUUCGUGGUCACACCGACGCAGUUGUUGCAGUCGUCUUGAUCGGUGAUGGUAUCGAUUCGCUAGCGAGCGAAGAAAAUUAUGAUCAAACUGAUCUAAAUGAACCUGAGGUCCUACUAAGAGACAAAGUCAGCAGUGCGCGCACUCGGCAAAUUUUAAGUGCUUCACUAGAUGGCUCAAUAAGAUGUUGGGACCCGUAUGACAUGAAAACGUCAUUUCAAUUUGAUGAAAAAGACUCAGAAAUGACUUGCAUGGUGGCAUCAAAGCGUUUUCAAAAAAUUUUCACAGGGCACCUUGAAGGAUUUGUCAAAGUAUGGAGCAUCAACGCAGGCGAUGAGUCAGCAAUAAUAGCCAAAGCAAAUGGCCCCGUCAUUUGCUUGGCAGUGGGGGCCGUUCGAAAUCAGGAAGUUUUGCUUGCAGGAAGCAGCGACGGGAGUGUUUUUGUGUGGGAAGUAAACUUCGAUCAUAUUCUGCAAGGAGUACCAUUUCAGCUGACACUUGUGUCUGAAAUACAAGAAGAAGUUACCGCACUACUCUUCUGUAAUGGCAGCUUUCUCGGCCGAGAAGGUCACGAAUUUUUCGUAGCUGGUGUCUUAACAGGCCAGAUUAAUGUAUGGAGUUUUGCAAAGAAGGCACUCAUGUGCUCGUUUAAAGGUCAUAGUGACGCGGUGUGCAGUUUGACCAUGCACGGUUGUGUUCUUUUCUCAGGAUCGGAUGAUACGCUUCUUCGCAUGUGGAACAUCUUGAGCCCAGGUGAAACGUAUGAGCUCGGUGUGCUACGCCCUCCAAAUUCGAAGUCAUCAUCCGGAUCUGAAUCCCCCAUUGUGUGCUUGGACCCAGUGCCAGGCCGCGGACUUGUUCUCAGCGGAGCAGCCGAUGGAACGAUCAUUGUCUGGGACUACACGACUUUUGAGGACCAAAGUGCGUACGACGCGUAUGGAAAAAUCGUAUUCAGAUAUAAAGUCGAUGGAUGCAUUAAGUGUCUUAGGUGCUGGCCAGAUCGCAAAGCCCUGAUAUGUGGCACCGCUGAAGGCAAACUCAUCGUUAUCGAUCUCCCAUCCGAGGUUUUUGUAGUUAACUAA
Molecule: messenger RNA, 2094 nt
Organism: Plasmopara halstedii
Lineage: Eukaryota; Oomycota; Peronosporomycetes; Peronosporales; Peronosporaceae
Product: Cdc4 and related F-box and WD-40 proteins
Exons: 10
Coding region: 1-2094 (697 amino acids)
Molecular function (GO): protein binding
Source: RefSeq, a predicted model, not a curated record